AUGGACCAAACGUUGUACAGGUUUGUGGCGCUGCAAGAACAGCUUCCCUACGAAUUAUCAUCUGGCCAACAUGCUGGGAUCGUGCUACCUCCAGAUGAACCUGCUCCGGCGGAAGUUUCAAAAAGGAGAUGGGAAUGGGCUCUUCCAAGUUACACGCUUCAUCAAGUUAAAUGA
Molecule: messenger RNA, 174 nt
Organism: Cylicocyclus nassatus
Lineage: Eukaryota; Metazoa; Nematoda; Chromadorea; Rhabditida; Strongylidae
Source: the annotation of a GenBank genome assembly